Messenger RNA from Clunio marinus, 288 nucleotides. The record is from the annotation of a GenBank genome assembly. Lineage: Eukaryota; Metazoa; Arthropoda; Insecta; Diptera; Chironomidae.
AUGGCAACACCUAUAACACCCGAUGAUUGGAAAAAAAUCGAAUUGAUAAAAAUCAUUGAAAAAUAUGAUGUCCUAUAUAGAAGAGACAAAAUAAAGGAGAUCAGAGAAAAAAAUGAAGCAUGGCAAAUGGUUCUAGCCGAAUAUCGCCUCAUUGAUGAAGAAACAGACGAAGAGUCCUGCAGAAGACUAUGGAGGAUAAUUAGAGGCCAAUUUGUGGCCAGCCAACCGAAGGUGUACACCUUGGCACCGUACUUAAAGUUCCUUCUUGUAAGUAUUGUUCCUAUCUAA